Molecule: messenger RNA, 771 nt
Organism: Condylura cristata (star-nosed mole)
Lineage: Eukaryota; Metazoa; Chordata; Mammalia; Eulipotyphla; Talpidae
Gene: GREM1
Product: gremlin 1, DAN family BMP antagonist
Exons: 2
Coding region: 160-714 (184 amino acids)
Biological process (GO): animal organ morphogenesis
Molecular function (GO): receptor ligand activity; BMP binding
Source: RefSeq, a predicted model, not a curated record
ACUCGGUGUGCCCUCCGCGGACCGGGCGACCCAGUGUGCAGCUAGAGCCUUACUCUCUGCCCAGCUGACCCCGCGCCGAGCCCCGGCGGCUCGGGCCGCGGCCGCACACAGCGCCACGCGUCGAGAGCGCAGGUCCCGAAGACCCGCCUCAGUGACAGCAUGAGUCGCACCGCCUAUACAGUGGGAGCGCUGCUUCUCCUCUUGGGGACCCUGCUGCCAGCUGCUGAAGGGAAAAAGAAAGGGUCCCAAGGAGCCAUCCCCCCGCCAGACAAAGCUCAGCAUAACGACUCGGAACAGACUCAGUCUCCCCAGCAGCCAGGCUCCAGGAACCGGGGGCGGGGCCAAGGGCGAGGCACAGCCAUGCCAGGGGAGGAGGUGCUGGAGUCCAGCCAGGAGGCCCUGCACGUGACAGAGCGCAAAUACCUGAAGCGAGACUGGUGCAAAACCCAGCCGCUCAAGCAGACCAUCCACGAGGAGGGCUGCAACAGCCGCACUAUCAUCAACCGCUUCUGCUACGGUCAGUGCAACUCCUUCUACAUCCCCAGACACAUCCGGAAGGAGGAAGGCUCCUUUCAGUCCUGCUCCUUCUGCAAGCCCAAGAAAUUCACCACCAUGAUGGUCACUCUCAACUGCCCUGAACUACAGCCACCUACCAAGAAGAAGAGGGUCACUCGUGUGAAGCAGUGUCGGUGCAUAUCCAUCGAUUUGGAUUAAGCCAGGUAUACCCAGUCUGCCCUAGGGAUGCAAUCCCAGGCAGGCCCAGAGCCAGAC